AUCCACAGGAAAAGGAUGGAGAAAGACCUUCUGGAGCUGCAGACUCUGAUUGAUGUCCACUUUGAGCAGAGGAAGAAAGAGGAAGAGGAGCUGAUUGGACUCAAAGACAGGAUUGAGAACCGCCGGGCAGAAAGAGCUGAGCAGCAGCGUGUGAGGGCUGAAAAAGAGCGGGACAGACAGACACGGAUUGCAGUGGAGAGACAGAGGAAAGAGGACGAAGAGGCCAAGAAGAGGGCAGAGGAUGAGGCCAAGAAGAAGAAAGUGCUCUCCAACAUGGGAGCUCACUUCGGAGGGUUCCUGGCCAAGGCAGAGCAGAGGCGUGGCAAAAAGCAAACUGCGAGGGAAAUCAAGAGGAAGACUCUGUCAGAGAGACGCAAGCCGCUGGCUAUUGAGACCCUGAGAGAGGAUGGCCUGAGAGAGAGAGCCAAGGAGAUGUGGGAAUGUAUCUACCAGCUGGAGUCAGAGAAAUUCGACCUGACUGAAAAGACGAAGAGGCAGAAGUAUGAGAUCAACGUCCUCCUGAACAGACUCCAACAUGCUCAGAAAUUCAAAAAGGUCCACGGUAAGGGGAAGGUCGGAGGACGCUGGAAGUGAACUCUCAGAGGAGGCACGAUGAAACAAGAAGACAGUUCAAUAGAUUCUGGACAAGAUUAGAGAUUUUACGUUUGGCAUUUAUUACAAUACAUCCACUUGCAAUUGCAUCUG
This is a messenger RNA of Anarrhichthys ocellatus (wolf-eel), 705 nucleotides long. RefSeq names its product troponin T, slow skeletal muscle-like. Bases 16 to 594 code for a protein of 192 amino acids. Gene Ontology annotation, biological process: slow-twitch skeletal muscle fiber contraction; sarcomere organization; regulation of muscle contraction. Gene Ontology annotation, cellular component: troponin complex. The transcript has 7 exons. NCBI's taxonomy places the organism in Eukaryota, Metazoa, Chordata, Actinopteri, Perciformes, Anarhichadidae. The record is from RefSeq and is a predicted model, not a curated record. Gene Ontology annotation, molecular function: troponin T binding; tropomyosin binding.